Molecule: messenger RNA, 381 nt
Organism: Paraglomus brasilianum
Lineage: Eukaryota; Fungi; Glomeromycota; Glomeromycetes; Paraglomerales; Paraglomeraceae
Source: the annotation of a GenBank genome assembly
AUGUUUGAUCAGUAUAUUCUAGACAGAAAUUUUCGGAAGGCAAGAGAAAGGCUUGCCACAGAGGACAGCUUGCCUUUACAGAUUGGCUCAGGUGUGUCAGCGAAGAUAUACAAUAACUUUAUUGAACGCCAAGAAGCACCUGGAUACAAGUUUGAGUUGGCUAGGGACGGAAAACUGUUUAAAGUUGAUAUGGCUUUAGAAGUGCACGAAGAGGUGGUUAUGCGGCUGUCACAUUUCUUCCACCAAGCCAAUGGAGUUCAUUAUAAUCCAACCUCUAGAAAGAUGAAGAAAAUUGCACCGGAUCUUUCUAUUAGACCAAAUAAAGUGCACGUUCAAGCACCUCCUACUUUCACUAUGCGACCUGUUACACGUCCAGAUUAG